CGGCAACGCUGGCACCACUGUCAAAGCAACCCAGGGCACCCAACGGACAAGGGUGUUGUGUUGUUUGUGAAUGACGUGCCCCGGGCAGCCUGGCCAUAUCGCGAAGCGUUCACUUUAUCGAUGAUGACGACGGCGACGACAAUAACAAUAACAACAACAACAUUCACGUGGGCAGUCUGAAUUUCUGUUGGAAACGUAAGACGAUAUUCCAAAGUUGGGUUCCAAAAGAAGGCCAAAGUGUUCGUCUGUUGAAACCUGGCAGCGUUUUAGUGCAGGGAAUCGCUACUACGUACCCGUCCGUCUGCUUCUAUCCGAACUGUUGACAGCUUCGCAUCUUUUGAUUGAACCCCUCCUUAUGGUAGUGGACUUGACUGCACCAAUUCCGAGUUGCCACUAUUUCAUCCCCAGCAACAACCUACUAUAACAAUCAAGACCAGUCCCGUCCACUCCAUUUAAACACCUAAUCUAUAGUAGCGACCAUAUCUUUCUCAUCAACCAACCAAAUCAAGAAUCAUCAAAAUGGGCCAAACAGAUCUCGAGGUUCUGAUCGACAUGGGUUUCGAGCGCGCCCGCGCCGAGCUCGCCGUCAAGAAGUCCGGUGGCUUGCAAGGAGCCCUCACCUGGCUUGAGGAGAACCAGGACAAGUCCUUGGAGGAGCUACAGGCCAGCGCUGCCUCUGCCGCCACUGCCAAGGCCGACGACGACGAAGAGGAUGAUGGCUCCCCCAUUCCCGAGGGCGCCAAGUCCCUUGUUUGCAACGAUUGCGGCAAGAGGUUCAAGAACGGAGAUCUUGCCGCCUUCCAUGCUUCCAAGACUCAGCACACCGACUUCUCCGAAUCUACCGAAGAAAUUGCUCCUCUAACGGAGGAAGAGAAGAAGCAAAGGCUGGAGGAGCUCCGCCAAAAGCUCGCGGAGAAGCGGGAGAGGCAGGCACUUGUUGACAAGGAGGAGCAGAAGCGCAAUGAGCAAAUCAAGCGCAAGGCUACCAAGGAAUCACAAGACAUGAAGGAGGAGCUGGCGCGUAAAGAGCAAAUGAAGGAGGCUGCCCGCAAGCGUCAAGAGAAGCUCGACGACAUCGAGGCCAAGAAACGCAUCAAGGCCAAGAUCGAAGCCGACAAGGCCGAGAGGAGGCGCAAGGAGGAGGAAGCAAAGGCGCUUCGCGAGGGUAGAGCUCCGGCCGCUCCCUCAACCGCGCCUGCUGCCGCCGCCGCUGCGCCGGCUGCUUCGAAGCCGGCUGCCUCCCACAAUGAGGCUCGUCUGAGGUUGCAAACUGCCAAGGGAAAUGUUAUGAAGACACUGGCUGCGGAUGCCACGCUGUUUGAGCUUGCUCAGCAGUUGGAGUCGGAGAACGGAGUCCCGGUUGCGAGCUUCUCUACGACGUUCCCCCGGAAGACGUGGCAAGCCGGAGUGGACUUUGGCCAGACGCUGAAGGAGGCUGGGUUGGUUCCCAGUGCGGUGCUCAUUGUCAAUUAGGGUGGACGAGUACAUACUUAGUGCUUGGAAGUAAACUGGGGUGGGGGGAACGGCCAUGGUAUGAUCUCAAGCCGAGUUGAAACGCCAGAGCUGGAAAAAGAACGGAUACGUCUAGAAGCUGCUUUACGAAUGAUGAAAAAGAAGUUAAAGUGCCAGUUAAACAA
Messenger RNA from Neurospora crassa OR74A, 1637 nucleotides. RefSeq names its product UBX domain-containing protein. The transcript has 4 exons. Gene Ontology annotation, molecular function: protein binding. The record is from RefSeq and is a predicted model, not a curated record. Lineage: Eukaryota; Fungi; Ascomycota; Sordariomycetes; Sordariales; Sordariaceae. Bases 520 to 1473 code for a protein of 317 amino acids.